This is a messenger RNA of Hypoxylon fragiforme, 5858 nucleotides long. RefSeq names its product non-ribosomal peptide synthase. The coding region runs from base 102 to 5603 and encodes 1833 amino acids. The record is from RefSeq and is a predicted model, not a curated record. Gene Ontology annotation, cellular component: cytoplasm. Gene Ontology annotation, biological process: secondary metabolite biosynthetic process; amino acid activation for nonribosomal peptide biosynthetic process. Gene Ontology annotation, molecular function: phosphopantetheine binding; catalytic activity. NCBI's taxonomy places the organism in Eukaryota, Fungi, Ascomycota, Sordariomycetes, Xylariales, Hypoxylaceae. The transcript is spliced from 3 exons.
AAGGAGUAAGCUUGUCGCCGGGCAAAUGACCUUAUAGAACCUCUUAAACGUACCAUUUUUACAGCUCUCACAGCUCUAGAAGCUCUACUACAUACCAAGGCAUGUAUGUAAUCUUUGAACGGCCUGUCCAUCAUAUCACAUCACAUGAGAAACGGUCGCCGUCGCAAAAGCCAACCAUGGCCCUAAAGGACGUAGACAACUUCUUUAUGGAGUCUGUUCACACUGACGAAGCUGGUCUCAGCAGCCACUUCACCACCACACCACCCACAGACGUUGAGGAAGAGGGCAUAACCACGGAACAGUUGGAGCAGAUAUGGAGUUGGAACACUCCGAUUCCCCCAACACUGGAGAUCUGUAUGCAUGACCUGGUGGCCGAACAAGCCAGCAAAGACCCUACCCGAUUAGCCGUGCAUUCGUGGGAUGGCGACUUCACAUACCACGACGUCGACUCGAAAUCCGACCAGCUCGCCGCCCAUCUCGUGUCGGUAGGCGUCAGCAUAGGCUCGAUCGUGCCCUUAUGUUUCGAAAAGUCCAGAUGGACCUCCGUGGCCGUGCUCGCCGUCAUGAAAGCCGGGGGCGCCUUCGCCCUGAUGGAUCCAAGCCAGCCGGAAGGAAGACUGCGCACCAUUGUCGAGCAAACCGGCGCCUCCGUCGUGGUAACGUCAAAGCUACAAGAGAGCCUCGGCCUCCGCAUCGCGCCCAACGCUACACACAUCACCCUAUCCGCCGAACACAUUUCUUCCCUUUCUGACGUCUCCCCGAGCUUGCUGCCGGUGGUACCGCCCAGCGCAGACCUAUACAUACAAUUCACAUCCGGCAGCACCGGCAAGCCCAAGGGCGUCGUGAUCACGCACGCGAACUACUCGAGCGGAGCAGUACCACGCGCCGACAUCGUCGGCUACCGCGCGCACUCGCGCGUGCUCGACUUCGCCUCGUACGCCUUCGACGUCUGCAUAGACUGCAUGCUGUGCACGCUGUCCGUCGGCGGGUGCCUGUGCAUCCCGUCCGACGCCGACCGCGUCAACGACCUCAGCGGCGCCAUCCGCUCCAUGGGCGUCAACAUGGCGCACAUGACGCCCUCCGUCGCCCGCGUCCUCGACCCGGAUAUCAUCCCCACGCUCGAGGUCCUCGGGCUCGGAGGCGAGGCCAUAUCGGCGGGUGAUGCGGCGGCGUGGAGCCGGAGCACCAAGGUCAUCAACGCGUACGGCCCCUCGGAGUGCACCGUCGGGUGCGCCGUCAACGGGGACGUGGGCGCCGAGAGCAAGAAACCCGCUGUUAGCAUCGGCCGCGGCGUCGGCGGCACGCUCUGGAUCGUCGACCCCUCCAACCACAACCGCCUCAUGCCGGUCGGCUCCGUGGGCGAGCUCCUAGUCGAAGGCCCCAUCGUCGGGCCCGGCUACCUCGGCGACCCGGAAAAGACCGCAGUCGCGUUCAUCAACGACCCCAAGUGGCUCGUGGCGGGAAGCCCGCAGCACGAGGGGCGAUCGGGACGCCUGUACAAGACUGGCGACCUGGUGCGCUACGACCUCGACGGCACCAUCAUCUUCGUCGGCCGCGGCGACCAGCAGGUCAAGCUGCGCGGCCAGCGCAUCGAGCUCGCCGAGAUCGAGUACAACAUGCUCGACAAGCUGCCGCCGGGGACCCGCGUCGCCGCCGAGGUGAUCCGCCCCGGCGGCCCGGCCGGCGAGCCCACGCUCGUCGCCUUCAUCGCCGAGCGCGCCGGCCUCGUGGCAGAGCUCGAUCCGCUGCUAGGAUCGCUGUCCACGUCCGUCCAAGACGCGCUCGCGGACAUGAACCGCGCGCUCGGCGAGCACCUGCCCAUCUACAUGGUGCCCGCCGCGUACAUACCCCUGCAGACGAUGCCGCUGCUCGUGUCGGCGAAGACGGACCGCAAGCGCCUGCGCGAGCUGGGGCACGCGCUGAGCCGGAAGGACAUCGCGGGGUUCGCGGCGGCGACGGUGCCGAGGAGGGAGCCGACGACGCCGACGGAGAAGAAGCUCGCGCGUCUGUGGGGGCUGGUGCUCGGCGCGGAGGUCGAGGUCGGCGCGCACGAUAACUUCUUCAACCUGGGCGGCGACUCGCUGCGCGCGAUGAAGCUGGUCGCGCAGGCGAGGACCGAGGACCUCGUGCUCACGGUCGCGGGCAUAUUCGCGAACCCGGUUCUCUCGGACAUGGCGCUGGUGGCGCGGCCAGGGUCUGACGAGGGGAACGUGGAGGUUCCGGCGUUUUCGCUGCUCGGGGAGGGGUGGGCUGAGGAUGCGGCGAGGAAGGAUUGUGCGGACUUGUGCGAGGUCGAUCCCGCGACGAUCGAGGAUGUGUACCCGUGCACGCCGCUGCAGGAGGGGCUUAUGGCGUUGUCGGCUAAGGUUAGCGAGGCGUAUGUUGCGCAGCGCGUGGUGGAGGUUGCGGAUGAGACGGCGGCGCGGGACCUCGCGAGAGCUUUUGAGGUGGCUGCUGUUGAUUGUCCCAUUCUACGGACGAGGAUCGUGCAGGUGCCUGGGCACGGGCUGGUGCAGGUAGUGGUCAAGGGCGACUUCGACUGCCAGUGGCUCUCCGGGCAAAGCCUGAACGACUAUCUCGUGCAAGAUCGGAAGGAUCCGGUUGAGCUGGGCAGGCCGUUGGUUAGAUACGGAGUCGUCGUCAACGAGGCGACAACCGGCAAGUCGCAUUUCGUGUUGACGAUGCACCACGCUUUAUACGACGGGUGGUCGAUGCCGCUGGUAGUGGAACGAGUCAACCGAGCGUACAACAACCUCCCCACCCACAGACCCGCCGACUUCAAGCACUUCAUCAGCUACCUCACGACCAUGGACCGCAAGGAAUCGGAAACAUACUGGCGCGAACGCCUAGACGGCGCGAAUGGCGAGCAAUUUCCCGCGCUCCCCUACUCCGGGUACCAACAGCAAGCCGACUCGCUCCUCGAGCACUACAUCCCGACCAGCAAGCCCACGACCGGCAUCACCACCGCGACCAUCAUCCGCGGCGCCUGGGCUCUCCUAGUAUCGACCUACACCGCCUCCAACGACGUCAUCAUCGGCGAGACCCUCACGGGCCGCAACGCGCCGAUCCCGGGCGUCGAGCAGAUCGAGGGCCCCAUGAUCGCGACCAUCCCCGUCCGCGUCUCCGUCGACCGCCGCGCCACCGUCCAGGAGUACCUCCAGGAGAUCCACGACCAGUCCGUCGCCGGCAUCCCGCACGAGCACUUCGGGCUGCAGCACAUCCGGCGCCUGAGCCCCGACGCGCGCGAGGCGUGCGAGCUGCGGACGGGCCUUGUCCUGCACCCGAGCACCGACGACGAAGAGGUAGCUCUGGGCGACAAGUCGCAGCCGGCCAACGGCUUUGUCCCCGCGGGCGACGCGGAGGCCGCGCAGGAGGCGCUCAAGUUCAACACGUACGCGCUGAUGCUCGUGUGCUCGCUGGACCCGUCCGGGUUCCUGGUCAUGGCCAGCUUCGACUCGAAGACGGUCGCGAGCCCGCAGAUGCAGCGGAUGCUAAGGCAGCUGGCGAGGAUCACCGAGCAGUUUGCGGAGAACCCCGGCGCGAUGACCUGCGGGGAGAUACAGGUUUUGGCCGAGGAGGAUGUGGCGGAGCUCAGGAGUGCGAGCUUGGAGAGCGCGAAGAGCAAUGCGGUGGCUUCGUUGCUGCCCGAGGAGGGGUGCGAGGUUUCUGAGGUCUGGAUCGUGGAUACGGCGGAUGCGGAACGGUUGCUGCCGCUGGGCGCGGUCGGAGAGCUUGUGUUGCGGUGUUCAGGGGAAGCGCCUGGGCUAGAAGCACUGCCAAAUGCACCCAAAUGGGCCGAGCCGAGUUCCGAGCAAGAAGGCCAAUUCUACCGAACGCACAAGCUCGCCAAGUUCUCCAGCGACAACAACACCGUAGCGCUAACGCUAGUCCAGCGAACUGCUCCCGCCCCCUCCUCCACCACCCCCAGCACCCAGCCCAAGCGCGUCUCCGCCACUUCCGCAAAACAAAAGAGCCUACGACAGACAUGGAGCCGCGUGCUCGGCCUGGAGGAAGACGAGAUCGGGCUGAACGACAGCUUCUUCCAGCUCGGCGGCGACUCGAUCGGCGCGAUGAAGAUCGUGUCGGAGCUGCGCGCCAAGGGGCUCGCGCUUACCGUGCCCGAGAUCUUCCAGCACCGGACGCUGUACGAGAUGGCGAAGGCGGUCAAGGAGAGCAAGAAAGUCGCCGUCGAAACGAUGGAGGCGCCGCCCGCUGCAUUCUCGCUGCUCGAUGCGACCGACAUAGAGGCUUUUAUUGCGGAGGAAGUCCGGCCGCAGCUUGUCGUCCCCGGCACGAUCCAGGAUAUUCUCCCCGCCAGGCCGCUCCAGCAGGUCGCGGUCAGGGGCACCACCCAGCUCCCCCGCUUCUCGGCACGGUACGAGCUGUUCCACUUCGACGGGCCCGUGGACAAGGAGAAGCUGUUCCGCAGCUGCCAGGAGCUGGUCGCGCGCAACGAGAUCCUGCGCACCGUGUUCGUGGAAGUCGCGGGCCAGUGCUUCGGCGUCGUCCUGGAAGAGCUGCGCGUCGCCAUCGACGAGUACGAGAUCGCCGGCGACAGCAGCAACGACCUACAGUCCUUCGCGCACAAGCUCUGCGACGUGGACGUGCAGUCCAAGAUGCCGCACGGCUCCGCCUUCGUCAAGUUCCUGUACGUCCAAUCCCCGCACAACCGCAGCUGCCUCGCCUUCCGCAUCUCGCACGCGCAGUACGACGAAGUCUGCCUCCCCGCGCUGAUCCGCCAGCUCGCCGCCUUGUACGACGACGCGCCAACCCCGGACUCGACGCCCUUCUCGUCCUUCGUCUACCACGUCGUCAACAAGGCCAUCCCGCACAGCACGCCGUACUGGCGGGACCUCCUCCGCGGCAGCGCGCUGACGGUGCUGCGCCCGACGGGCAGGAGCGUCGCGCAGCUGAAGACGCGGACGGCGGCGGCGGUCAGCAGGACGCUGGAUAUUUCCGCGCGCCAGCGCGACAUCACCAUUGCCACGCUGCCGACGGCCGCGUGGGCGCUGUGUCUCGCGCGCCGGCUCAACGUGCGCGACGUCCUCUUCGGCGAGGUCGUGAGCGGGCGGAACAUCGACAUGCCGCGCGCGGACGCCGUGAUGGGGCCCACGUGGCAGUACGUUCCUGUGCGCGUCAAGUUCGGCUCCUCCUCCUCCUCCUCCUCCUCCUCCGAUAAUGAUGAUGAUGCUGAUGACAGCUGGCGCGCGAUCGACCUGCUCCAACACAUCCAGCACCAGCACGUCGCGAGCGCGCAGCACGAGUGCAUGGGCCUCUCGGAGAUCGUGCGCGCGUGCACCGACUGGGCGCCCACCGGCGACGAGUGGUUCGACACCGUCGUGCACCAGGACGUGUACCACGUCGAGGAGCUCAGCCUCACGAGCGGCAGGGGCAGCGUCAGCAGCUGCCGCCUCGAGACGGUGUACCCGCACCUCGAGCCGCUGCGCGAGUGGAAGGUGCAGGCGUUUGUGGCGGGGGACACGCUGACGCUGGAGAUCGUCACCUUUGAGGAGUGGAUCGACACGGCGGCGGAGCUGCUGGAUGAGCUGGAGGGCAUCGUGGAGAUGUUGGUUAGGAGGCCGGAGGAGAGGAUUUUUGGUUAAGUUGAGGGGGGGGGGUGUUUGCUUGCGUGCAUACAUUCUUAGUACCUAAGGCAAUUCUGGAUAUGUAUAUGUAAAAGGCGAGAACUACUAGGUUUAGUAGUGGUUCUGGUGUAAAUAGUACCUUUUUUCUUUUUGCAUACGUCUAUUGUUCUUUUUUUUUUUUUUUUUUUUUCCUUAUUAUGUUUGGAAUAUAUCAUGCUGUACGUUAGGUAUCUACUCAUGUAAAAGUAUACCAUGAUCUUACUACUAUUUUGA